Molecule: messenger RNA, 1504 nt
Organism: Capsella rubella
Lineage: Eukaryota; Viridiplantae; Streptophyta; Magnoliopsida; Brassicales; Brassicaceae
Product: probable E3 ubiquitin-protein ligase LUL3
Exons: 3
Coding region: 120-1259 (379 amino acids)
Biological process (GO): protein ubiquitination
Molecular function (GO): ubiquitin protein ligase activity
Source: RefSeq, a predicted model, not a curated record
AAAAAGCUAUGUUCUUCUUUUAUUUUUUGGUAAUACAAUGUUCUAAGUAACAUAUAAAAAUCUUUGAUCUGACUUCUUCUCUUACAAAUCUCUGGCUAUCUGAAUUCAGAGUCUUGUCCAUGGGGAUCUCCUUUAGCAACCGUCGACGUGACAACAACCACCACCGUCUCCACCACAAUCCUCCUCCUCCUCCUCCCCCUCCUCCUCAUCGUCCGCCGUACUAUUACCCCGAUCCUCCCUCGCAACCGCCGCCUCAAAACGAGUACAACUACAGCUACACUCAGAACAACCUCGUUUCAACUCCUCCGCCUCCGCCUCCUCCACCUCCACCUCCCCCGCCGCAGAUUAAUUACGGAGCGUACGGUCAUAACUAUCAUCAAAACCAGUAUUACCCGCAACAAGCUCCUCCUUAUUUCGCCGGUUAUCAUCAAAAUGGUUGGAAUAAUUUUGGGAGGAGACACUACAUUCCGCAACCGCCUACGGUUCAAAUUGUGCAGCCUUAUGUGGAGCAUCAGAGCGCGAAGAAGGUGAGGAAUGCUGUCAAUGUUAAUAAAGCUACGGUGAAGCUCGAACCAGACGAUCUUAACCCUGGUCAUCAUCUUGUUUCCUUCGUCUUCGAUGCCAUUUUCGAUGGCAGUUUUACAAUCAUAUUUUUUGCAAAGGAGGAAUCUGACUGCACAAUCGUUCCACAUUUACCUGAAGCUUAUCCACAAACCAAAGUCCCUUUCGAGAAAGGUACUGGGCAGAAGUUUCUACAACCUUCAGGGACAGGAACUGAUUUGGGAUUCUUUUCACUGGAUGAUCUAUCGAAACCAACACCAGAAGGGGUGUACCCACUUGUUAUAUCAGCCGAGGCAGUAACCCCACCAAGCUCGGUUUCAGAGGAAAUUUUCGCGCAUAAGCAAAUCACACUAGCCAGUUUGGAGAAGACUAACGAUAAAACGUUUAAAGUGAAAGUCAUGAAACAGAUCCUAUGGGUUGAAGGAGAACGAUAUGAACUACAAGAGUUGUAUGGAAUUGAUAACUCGGUCAUACAAGAUAAUGGUGAGUCAGGCUUAGAGGAUGCCGGUGGCAAAGAAUGUGUCAUAUGCUUGACUGAACCUAAGGACACAGCCGUCAUGCCUUGUAGACAUUUGUGUUUAUGCAGUGACUGCGCAAAAGAACUCACGUUUCAGUCAAACAAAUGUCCCAUUUGUCGAGAACCUAUCGAACAACUUGUAAAGAUGAAGGUGCAAAGUAGUGAUGGUGGACAACACUGAAAAAGAGGUUUGCUCCCUUCACGUAAACACCAAGUUUGGUUUCUUCUCUUUUUCCCUAAACCCUUGAAGCAAGUUCUAAUGCCCUGUUUUCUUAUACAAACAUCAUUUCAUACUCUGUAUAUAUCUGUUGGUCUUAGUUUCGGAAAUGUGGAAGAACAAAAAAACAAAAACAUCAGUAAUGUAAUAUAUCUCUAAUGAUUCUAAAGAAUUUCUCGCUGUGUCUCUCUGCUUGAAACACUCAUUAA